AUGUUCUCAAGUUUGACAACGAAGCUGGCGAUGAGGAAGGUUGGGUUGUCGAGCGACAGUCUCGACUUCAAUUCCUCAUCAAAAUCCAGCAAGCCAAAUGACGGGUCUGUACCGGGUCUUGAUGAAUUGGAAGACUCAAAUGGAGGAUGGCCAGCGUGGAUGAGCACUAAAAAACUCCCACUUACAGCGCAAGCCUGGUUAUCACCGGUACCACCACCAGUUCCAGUCGCUGAAUGCCCCAAGCCAGGCGACCUGGCCCCGCUAGACCGCGACAGACAGCUCAUAUUCGGUGGUGGAAAGCCGGUCAUCGUUCUCUUUAUGCGAUGUGUCGGGUGCGCCUUUGCGCAAAAGUCCUUCCUAGCCCUCCGCGACCUCGCCAUCAAGAACCAAGGCAAACUCACAUGUAUAGCCGUAUCGCAUUCAUCGCGCGAGGCGACAAAGAAAUGGGUCGAUAUAUUAGGUGGCGCGUGGAACGUCGAAAUAGUCAUCGAUGAAGAUCGCGCGAUCUACGCGGCAUGGGGCGUUGGUCUAGGGACGGUAUGGUCUAUGUUCAACCCCACUACACAAAUGCAAGGUUGGAAGGAGAAGGGUUGGUUGGGAAUCAAAGUCGCCAAUUCCCUCCAACGGACGGGCAGUCUUAAGCCUGAUGGCACCGCGCCAGCCGUGGGAGGGGAUAUGAGUGAUGGACCGGCAACAGUCAUGGGGAAUAAGUGGCAACAGGCUGGCCUGUUUGCCGUCGAUGGACGAGGGACUGUAGUAUGGGGAGCAAAAGCACUGCGCGGCGAUGAUGUAAUGGAUCUCGAUGCGGCAGCUGCGGUGCUCGGAUUCUAG
Hypoxylon trugodes is the source of this 831-nucleotide messenger RNA. RefSeq lists its product as uncharacterized. The coding region runs from base 1 to 831 and encodes 276 amino acids. The record is from RefSeq and is a predicted model, not a curated record. Lineage: Eukaryota; Fungi; Ascomycota; Sordariomycetes; Xylariales; Hypoxylaceae. The transcript has 2 exons.